Molecule: messenger RNA, 4104 nt
Organism: Huiozyma naganishii CBS 8797
Lineage: Eukaryota; Fungi; Ascomycota; Saccharomycetes; Saccharomycetales; Saccharomycetaceae
Gene: BNR1
Product: formin BNR1
Exons: 1
Coding region: 1-4104 (1367 amino acids)
Biological process (GO): mitotic actomyosin contractile ring assembly; actin filament bundle assembly; barbed-end actin filament capping
Cellular component (GO): mating projection tip; cellular bud neck; cell division site
Molecular function (GO): small GTPase binding; actin binding
Source: RefSeq, a predicted model, not a curated record
AUGAGUAAGCGUCGCAGUUUGGGCAGAACGGAUCUCUCUUGGGAUUGCAUGAAGGGGACCGCCCGAUCGGAUACAGAUGAGUACGAUAUUGCUCAGACAGGGCUGCUGCUCGUGGGCACUGGUCUGUCGUCCUCCCCACUGCAGGGCAAGUCCAUGCCCAUUGGUAACUCGACUUUCUCGACGUACAACACGCUGUCAGAUCUCUCGUUGAUGUCGUCACAGACAAGUGGUGAAGCAUUGCCGCCAGUGGUGGAGUACAACGCGAAGAAAGUACCGGAUGAGAGGAUCGUGGAUACCUUAUUUGAUCAGUUCUUGCAAAGUGGUGUCUUCUUCUGGGGUACCGCGGAACAGAAUCUGAGGGAUAUACCACUUGCCAGGAAAUGGGAACUGAUCUGCAACGACCAUAAUUUCAACAAAACUGCCAAGACAGGUAAUGACGAGAAGACAUCAGGGAACAAACUCCGUAAGCUGCUGGCAGGCUGGACCAAUCUAACAGAUCAACAAUUGACCCAACGGCUGCACCAGUUAGAGAAACUGCUGCGACAAAGUGCGGAUCGUUUGGAAUUCGUUCAACUCCCUGGAGUCUCUCAGUUGCUGUCGCUGACGCCAAGAAUAAACGCUUUGAAUCAUUAUGUGUUUUUGAAAUGCUUUGCCGCUGUGAUAGUGGAGGACAAAGUCGCGGAUGAACUCGUACACGACGAGCGCUUCCUCAAUUUCUUAAGGGACACAAUGAUCGGUGAAGAUCAAUCGCUUCGGAACAAACUACAAUCGUGUAAAAUAUUGUUGAUGUUGGCAUACCAAGACGAUUCAUGCGGGCAUGAAAUAGUUUGGAAGUUGAUCAGUCCAAUACAGACGUCCUGGAUAGACGAAUUGACCAAUAUUGCACAAAAUCCAGUUUCUCAUGCACAAGCGCAUAUCCAGGGGAGAGUAUUGUACAUUACUGCUGCAAAACCCAUGGACCUCGUAUACGAUCAUCUUUCUACGUGUCUUUGUCUUCUAAACUCGAUCCUGGAAGCCUCGGUAGCUCUCAAUGUCAAAUACAACAUACUAAAGUCACUCAAGGAUGCAGGGAUCCAUAAUUUUUUUUACAGCCUAGAUGCUAUCGAUUCACCUUUGGUAUUUAACCAGGUCAAAAUAUACAAAGAGAAGGAGGAACAAGCAUUGACUAAGAUUAACGCCACUAAAAAUGGACCAUUCUUGCCAAACCUGGUGUACGGCACCACAUUGAUGUUGCUUAUAGAAAAAUCUACUGGGACGCCCUUAGAGGUUUCCAUGGGACAGUUAUUUCAGUGUCUACUUGACAUUUUGGAAAAUAGGGCAUAUUCUGAAUCUCUACGACUGUUCAAUGCCAUCAUUGUAUUACUAACAUUCUUUAUCAAUAAAUUUACUGACAGCACCCGAAAUGCAACACUGCCGCGUAUCACUGACGACUCGUUGAAGCCCAUGUUUAACGAAUCAUUCGAAAAUCUGAUGGACAGUUUGCAAUCAGACGAGGUAGCUGCAAGGGCUAUGGAUCAAUUAGAGGAAUCGGAAAAGAAGGUCUCGCAGUUGACUGAUAAACUAAAGAAAAUCCAAAGGCAAACAAACGUGGAGAGGGGUAGAACCCACAAGGAGGAAGACGUCUUUGAAGAAUUGGAGCAGGUUAAAGUUAUGUUAGAUGAGAAGGAGAUUGAACUCGGGGCAUUAACACUCCAAAAUAAAAGGCUCGAAGAACAACUUAAGGAAAAGACAAAAAAAUACGACCAAACUAUUGCACAUCAAACGCUAUAUCCAGAAAAAAAUACAAGACGGGGUAUCAAUCUCUUCGAACAUAUAAAACCAUCGCAAGCCCACUUAAAGCGGACCGGGUUCCAAAAAGGUUCCAGAAAGGUCUCUUUGAAAUCGAGUAGAAGAAUAAACGCGCUUUCGUCGUUACUGGAAAGUGACGACGACAAUGGAAAACAGGACAAUUCCAAUAUAAAGGGGUCUGUGUUCUGUGACUCGGCGUCAUCCCUGGGUAAUAUUUCAGACAAUGAUCCUGGUGUAUCCGACGAAAGUAGUAUAGCUUUGUCUCGCUUUGCCUCUUCUACAAGCAUAGACAAUAAUAUUCCAACCCGGUCGUCCUCUAAUAUUCAAACGUCUUUGGGGCAGGAUGAAAAACCUAUAACGUCUGCUUAUAUUUACUCCCAUGCUGCGUCAAAUACAGCUCAUAAACAACCUUCUAUGCAUUCUGAUGCUACAUUUACUGGCGUGUCUGGUCACAUACUGGACUCUAACCAUUCUUCAAAUAUUUCAUUGGUUGGUGGAGAGUUGUUAGAUAGAAACAAUGGCACUCCUUCCACUUUUACAAAGGAGGUGGCACCGCCUCCACCACCUCCUCUCCCUCCCUUUCCAAUGUCUACAAACUUGCCCGUUAACGCAAGUACUGAAUCUCUACCUCCACCUCCUCCACCUCCUUUGCCUCCUGGCUUAAAGGCCAAUGCCAUGGAUAACGGAAUAAUGAUACCUCCACCUCCACCUCCACUUCCACCAGUAAUGGGACCCGCAUCAAGCAACUUUUCAAAUGAUGAUACGGUACUCAACGUUGUAGACAAGUCUAAUGUUACAGGUGGAAUUGCGAAGCCAGUCAAAAAAUUGAAGCAGAUUCAUUGGGAUAAAGUUGAAGAUAUUGAGGAUACGAUAUGGCACAAUGAGGAAAUUAGGAGGGACACAUUGAAGCAUCUACAACAUGAUGGUGUACUAAAGGAGAUCGAAAGUACUUUCAAAAUUAAAGAGGCAGGCCCUAUUGCGAAAAAGAGUUGUGCAACCGAGGGGAGCGCUUCCAAAAAAUCUGUUUCGUUUCUCUCUCGAGACUUAGCCCAAGCAUUCGGUAUUAACCUACACAUGUUUUCGAAUCUCUCAGUGGACGAAUUUGUGAAGAAAGUACUAGGCUGUGACAAUGACAUUAUUAAGAAUGUCCCCGUACUAGAAUUCUUCAACAGAGAAGAGCUCGGAGCAAUAUCGUCCAGUACAUUGAGAAAGUAUGCCCCUUAUUGCGUGCAGUAUUUCCCUGAACCGGAUGCAAGCAACCAUACAACGUUCGAGCCUUUGCCACCAUUGGAAAGAGGUGAUGAGAUAUUUCUAAAACUGUGUUACGUGUUACGUGACUACUGGUCCGUCAGGUCUCAUUGCCUUCUAGUCGUUUGCACGUACGAAAAAGACUACUACGAUAUUGUUUACAAGUUGCAAAAACUGGAGGAUGCCAUGCGUAGAUUGAAAGAGUCAACUGCUUUACAGAAUUUUCUGUACAUCAUUAUAGAGAUUGGGAAUUACAUGAACACUAAAGCCGCUUCUGGGGUAAAGAUCAGUUCGUUGAAUAAGCUGGUUUUCAUCAAGUCUAGCGAUAAUAAAAACCUGUCUUUUUUGCAUUAUAUUGAGAGGUUGAUUAGGACGAAGUACCCAGACAUAUACAGAUUCGUGCACGAUUUGAAGACUGUGGAAGAUCUGGGGAAGCUUACCUUGGACCAGUUAGAGCUAGAAUGCAGUGAAUACAUCGGCAAGAUUCGUAAAAUGGGGCAUGCGGUAAAGAAGGGACCGUUAUCUGAUCCAGCGAAACUGUAUCCCGGUGAUAUGGUUUUGAAGAAAAUUAGGUUUAAAGCGCAGAGGGCCAAUUCGAAAGCCCAGCUACUAGAGAGUCAAAUGAAGCUAUCCUCUAACGACAUGAACCAGUUGAUGAAGUACUACGGUGAGGACCCGAAGGAUGCCACGACUAAGAACCACUUCUUCACGAGUUUCGCCGAAUUUCUUCAACUGUUCAAGAAGUGUUCUAGGGAGAAUAUUGAAAGAGAGGAGAUGGACAGAGUAUACGAGCAGCGUCGCAAGCUGCUAGAGGACAAGCAGAGUAGUCGCUCGAAAAGCGGCAAAGGGAAUUCCGCGGCGGCAGACGCCGCGGGCGGUAACGAAGACGACGACGAGAACGAAGAUGAGGAGGACGCCGUGGAUAAACUACUGGACAAGCUCCGUGAGGUGGCGAAGCCCGUGGGCAAACCGAGAGAGAGGCGCACGGACGACGCUGAGAGCAAAAGCGACAGUUCUGCUCUGUUUGAGCGGACGCAGGCGAUGCUCAGCGAGAUCCAGAACAUAUAG